AUUCGCGCCUACGCUUCUUUCAAUAUGGCCUCCGGAGACACAGCACUCUGGCUUCAUAACAAGCUAGGUUCUACGGACGAUUUGUGGUCCGGGAAGACUAUAUGUUCACAGCUUAACGCCGAGCGUUUGCAGAAUAUUCAGGAAUGUUUCCAUGCCCUUCAGCCACAUGUAAAAGUGAAGCUGCUGUUGUCUUUUCUUCAUUUACCCCGGCGUAAUGUCGAGCAAUGGCAGGAAGAUCUGAAUAUUAUCCUGAACAUGGCUGUGAAUGACUCAGAUCCUUGGGUCAGCAUGGUUGGUGAUAUCAUGCGUACUUUUCCUGAGUCCAGUGCACUUAACCUCAGUCUACAUACAUCUAGUGCUACAUUCUCAGAAAUUCUCACAGAUCUAAAAAAGACAGUGAAGAAGUCAGCUGAGGUGCGCAUGUUACCAUUGGAAUGUCAGUUUCUCAAUAAAGCAGCCCUGACUGCAACUGCUGGGCAAAUCCCAUCUUUAGUCCGACACUUUCAAAUCAAACGCAAACCAAAGUCAGCUACUCUUCGAGCAGAGAUUCUUCAGAAAUCUACCGAAGUUGCAAACAACAAAAAGAACAAUGUUCCAAAUAGUGUUCCAAUCAAAGUGAGAAGCUUUGCCAAAAAAAUGGACACAACAACGCCAAUGAAAGGAAUACCGAGCAGAACACCACCCUCAUCUUCCUUCCGGGGCAUGCCAGGGAGCUCCAAUCGUAUUCAGUCACCUUCUGUCACAGUCACUCCAUUAGGAAACACCUGGGUCACCAACAGACCUGGGAUCAAUAGGAAGGAAGGAGGGGUUAAGUUUCUUGACAUAGGAGAACAGCCUGUUGGUGCUAGGGAAGCAAGAAAAAGAAAACGGCAGGCAGAUAUGGAGGCUCUGGAGCAGCAGAAGAAAGAGAAGGAAGCCGCCGCUGCUGCUGCUGCUGCUGCCGCUGCAGCUCCUACUCCCACCACUACGCAGUCUUACACUCCUGAUUAUGCUGCUGGUCUUGUGGCUCCAGCGACGCCAAAAAUGCCAACAGUCCUGGUAACUACUGCUUCACUGUUGGUACAAACACCAACAUAUAUACCCAGUACAGCCAGAAUCCAGACAACUUCCACUACUGCAACAACACUAGGAGGGGUUGGGGCACUUUCAACUCAACAGCAAGCAAGGAAGAACCUUCAGCAGCAGCUUCAGAACACGCUGGGUCAACCAACCACCAUUGUACGCCCAACCCUGUGGCUGCAGGUGCUACCAGUCAGGUCCACAACAGCCCCAACAGUCAUCACAUCAGCAACAGUUGCUACAGUUGUGACUUCUGCCACCACUACCACAGGACAUCCUACCACCAUCAUUGUGCAGGCUGCUCCAAGGUCCCUUAAUCCUCAGCAGCCACCCAAAAUCAUGACUGCACAAGUUCGUUUGCCUGGUGCAGUGAUUCAAGGAACUGGCCAGUCCCCAGCCCUGGCCACCCAAGCUGUUCAGGUGCGACUAGCUGCUCCACCACAGAUAAUUCAGCCUGCAGCACAGCCACAGCCAACCGCAGCAGGAGCUUCUCAAGCUGUCCAGGCCAAGAAGGGCCUCUCGUUAACACGAGAUCAAAUGCUUGAGGCGCAAGAGAUGUUCAAGGUCUCCAACAAAGUUUCUCGCCCUGAGAAAGCCCUUAUUCUUGGCUUCAUGGCUGGUUCACGUGAAAACCCAUGCCCUCAGCAAGGCAAUGUGCUUAACAUCAAACUAAGUGAAGAUGAAGAGGUGGUGGCUCAGGACAAUGGAACACAGAAGAAAAUGGUGGUGGACACAUAUUUCCAAAUGAACUAUGGAACAGGAGAAUGGAAGAGAUUUAAAAAGUACAGAGAAAUCACUGCUUCUUGACAGAAGGAGAUUUAGUACCUGUCAUGUGAUCUUUAUUAUCAGAGGGUUUGCUGACAUCCUGGGGAAUGAACGUUCCAUACCUUGUGGAGUCAAACUAUUGAUGUGCUCUUUAAGCUGAUUCCCUGGAAGAAUGGACAGACAGAAUGAACAGGAGACUUAAUGCAAGGAAGUUGGUGCAUCAUGAAUGUGCAUGCCAGUGUUAGAGAAAAUUCCUUAGUGAUUUUCUAAUGGCCAGCUGACCUGUGUGUCUUAAUGAUAAAUGUUGAAUAGUUGAAAUGGACACUGUAGAAUAAAUGGGAAAGAGGUUGAAGAGCUUGAACGUUUUCUGUUAAGUAACGGAGGUGAGCUUAUUAUAUAAAAUUCCCACACUCUGGGUGAAUAACCUCUCUCUGUUCUUUAUUUUCAAGCCUACAUUCAUCACCAUGAUCAGAAGGUCAAAAGUAGGUAAACAUUCACAGAUACGCCUAAUUAUCAUUAGUUUGGAUCCCAUUAGCUGUAGCUUUGACAACUGAAGCUAAUUAAAUAUUUCUGACAUCAAAAUUUCUAAACUCUUUCUGUACAUAGUGAAGUUUAUAUGUCUGGAACAAUAGUUUUUCACCUAAAUUUGGAGGGAAAGUAACUAGUUCUGGGCUCAGUUUAGUCAUUUGAAUUAAAAAAAAACACUUUGUAAGUCCAUUCAGGAUUUAUUAUACUUAACUUUGUCCUGAACUUAUGACAUCAUUAUCAUGAAAUCAUUGUUCACUCAAGUUAUCAGUUAAAGUAGUAAUUUUGCUGACUGUUGUGCUGAGGAUCAAGGGUACCCCAUGGAGUGAGGACCCAGAUGUAUGCAUGCAAACACACAUUCAAAGACUUGCCAUCUAGUAAUGGAUUGAUAGCAGGCAGCAUCACAAGUGCUUGUAUGGUGCAUGUUUAAUCCCUCUGAGCAUUGCAUACAAGUAUUACAAAGACCAACUAAUAACUGAAGACUGUGAAGACGACAAUGGGUGAAGUUUGUGUUUAUUAUUGCUGCUCUCAGAUAAACAUUAGACCAAGAAACCAUUUUUGGAAAGGAGAAAGUUUGAACUUUGCAAUAAAAGUAAUGAAAAUCGCCUUCCCCGUGCUUCUCUGGCAAAGCCACUAUCGUGGCCUAUCGUGCCUAAAGGGUUAAAGCAUGCUUAUAUUGAUGUUUCCCAUGCUCUAAACUCAUGUAUUUAAGUACAUUAUCAUAACUUGCUGGCGUCGUGCUUUUAUCAAGUGGAUUGUUGAUAGAUGUUAUAAGAAAAAAAAUAUACUAAGGGCAAGUUUUAAUUUUACAUCCGACUUUUUUCCAAGGUUUAGGCAAAGACUGCAAAUAAAAGAGUAAAUGUGAUAGCUAAUUUAUUUUCUUUGUUUGUUUAAUCCAUUUAAUAAUUUUUACAAGUUCCUUUGGGUAUGAUUGUUAUCCUCCCAUGGUGUGGCAUUGACAGUUUCUCGUCCUUACUCUACGAGCUCAGAGCAGUUGAGAAAUAUUUUCAAUAACCUCUGUCUCUAAUGCCACUUUGCUGAUGAGAAUUCCAUAUUUUAAAGAUUUAAAUUCUUAGCAGUGCCUUACUGGAGCUUACAAAUAUUGAAAUAUGAAUCAGUGAAGCUUAAACUUUUCCAACUACUAUAUUUACAUUGCACCUAGAACCUAUACAUUCAUCAAGUAACACAUUACAAUCCAUCAUUGCCAACCAGGAGCUAUUGUGCAGGCAAUGCUGUAGGAAUUCUUGACCACUCCAAGUUGUGUAGUCCUGGUCCACAUCAAAGUAUGCCCACUGGAUGACCUAUUGAGUGAUUAUUACACAAGCAAGCCCUUCAGUAUAACAGUUCAUUUUCAGGAAUAGCCACGGACAGCUUCUCGUGUAAAAUCAUCUUUUUCACUCAAUCUGAACUGCACAAUACACUUAUUUUCAUGAUAAACUUUUGACCAUUUACUUACCUUUGGAAAACAAAUUAUUACACGAUCGUCACUAGAAGUUUGAUUUAUAUGCUGAAACUAGGUAGAAUCAGUAGCCUUCCAUGCAUUGAGGGGCCACCAUACUAGGAUGAGAAUUGUGCACUUUUCUUACUGGAUAUCCUUCGCAUGACAUCAUCAGGUUUGGUGUUGCUUUAGUAAUCAAAUAUAUUGUACACUUUAUUUUCAUUUCCAGCCUUCACCAUAACACUGUAAACAUUACAUUGUUCACAUGAUAUGUCACAAACAACAGGGCACAUCCCUCCCAAACAAACAUUUUGGACUGGAUCUCAAUUUAUGGAGAAAAUUGUCUAAUGGUGAAGAUGUUACUGCAAAACUUCGACAAUACCACAGGACACAGUGUGAUAAUCCCUGAAGAAGCUGUUUUAACUUUAUAUCUACUUUAUAUUUUAAAGUUUUUAGUUUAUGCAUUGUCAAUGUCAGCUGAACUGUUUGCUUAUUUGGGUUUUUUUUUUUUUGGUGGUUUUUUUUUUUUUUUGCCAAUCCAUGAACUCUACAUGCUCCCAUGCAAUGAUUUGAAAGCAAAAGUUAUGUUCUUUCUGUCAAAAAUGUUGAUGCACAAAAUGUAAAUCAUCAAAAAGUUCAUGAAGACAAAUACUACUACAUGUACAUACAAAGGAAAUCUGUAAACUGCAUGUAUACUUUAUUUGAUUUUGGGUUGACAAACUCAUUUAUAAGUGGACUACCUCAAAUUUAAAAAAUUUUAAUAAUUAAGAAAAACUGUAGGUCUCAGCUGUGGUAAGCUAAUUUGCAUCGUGACUAUAUGUAAUUAAGUAAAAUGCAAUAGAUUAAGAAAGCAAAACAGUGCAUUAUUUGUAGCAUCAGUCUUGACCACCAUUUUUGUUACAAAUGCUGAACUAUGAUACUUUUUUAUGGUAAUUUGAACAUCUGUUUUACCAAAUCUUGUAGAAUAAAAAAACUAAUAGUUAAAUUGUCUGAAAUAAAUACAUGCUCAAUAUGUCAGUAGACAUUGUAUUUAAUGCAUGACACAUGAGCACUAGUCACACAGUUUGUGUAAAAUCUUUAACACACCGGACCUUCUAAAUAAACUGCCAUACAUAGAAGAGGUGUGAAAUGUAGAACACAUAUCGUAACAUAAUUUUGCCAAACACACUACUUUAUCCUCUAAACUUGAGAAAUAUUGAUGUUUUAACAGUUCUGAAAAAAUGUACCUUUCAAAAUAUGUAACAAUUUACCCUCUGCAGCUGGUAACCAACAUUUGAAAAAUAAAGUACACAGUUUAUAAUAUGCAGAUUUACUUUUUAUUUCAUGAAAACAUUGAAUCCAAAAGUAGGUUUCAGAUAGACUAAUUUUGCUAUCUGUCAGCUAUGUAUCACAUAAAAAGCAACUUUGCUGUGCAACACAAAUACUUUUUAGUAUAAAAAGUUCAUUACUUUCAUAUUUACUUAAUUUGUCCAUUGUUUCAUUAAUGUACACUGAUAGUGGCCAAAAGUCCACAGCAAUGUUUCUCACCUAACAUUUGUCCUCUCUGAAUUUACAUUCAUUUACAAAUUACAGAAGCCCCCCACUCCCCCCCCCCAAAAAAAAAUAAAAAAAGAAGAAAAGUUUGGAAUCUUUGAAGUGGUAUCUAAUCCUUGGGAUGGUGUCCCUCAGGGCAGCUUACCUCACCUACUCUCUUCAACAUUAAAAUGUAUUUGAUUUUAAAGGAUCUAGGUUUGAAAGUUUUGUUAUGUGUGGAUGAUUUCACAGUCUGCAUUUGCGACAGAUUU
Pomacea canaliculata is the source of this 5571-nucleotide messenger RNA. RefSeq names its product negative elongation factor A-like. NCBI's taxonomy places the organism in Eukaryota, Metazoa, Mollusca, Gastropoda, Architaenioglossa, Ampullariidae. The record is from RefSeq and is a predicted model, not a curated record. Gene Ontology annotation, biological process: negative regulation of transcription elongation by RNA polymerase II. Gene Ontology annotation, cellular component: NELF complex.